This is a messenger RNA of Trifolium pratense (red clover), 1495 nucleotides long. Its product is annotated as probable 2-oxoglutarate-dependent dioxygenase At3g50210. The transcript has 12 exons. The record is from RefSeq and is a predicted model, not a curated record. Gene Ontology annotation, molecular function: dioxygenase activity. Bases 125 to 1099 code for a protein of 324 amino acids. NCBI's taxonomy places the organism in Eukaryota, Viridiplantae, Streptophyta, Magnoliopsida, Fabales, Fabaceae.
AACAACAGAAUAGAAUAAAUAAGUGUGGAAUGCAAAACAAUAAUAAUAAUAAGAUUAAGAUAUAAACAAACAGCUGUUUCCCUUCUUUUUCAAAGCAACACAACUACUAUACUCACCACCAUCCAUGGCUAUGGAUUUUAGCUCCAUCCCCAUAAUUGAUAUUAGUCCCCUUUUAGCCAAGUCAGAUGAUCCAAAAAUGGCUGAUGACCCUGCUGUACUUGAUGUUGUUACACAGUUGGAUAAGGCUUGUACUCAGGCAGGCUUCUUUUAUGUGAAAGGCCAUGGUAUUCCUGAUACUCUUCUCAAAGGAGUUAGAGAUAUAACUCGUAGAUUCUUCGAACUUCCAUAUGAAGAAAAAGCAAAGAUCAAAAUGACUCCGGCUACUGGUUUCAGAGGAUACGAGAAGAUCGGAGAAAAUAUAACUCAAGGUGCACCUGAUAUGCAUGAAGCUAUUGAUUGUUAUAGGGAAGUGACUAAGGGUAUGUAUGGAGAUCUUGGCAAAGUUAUGGAAGGAUACAACCACUGGCCACAAAAUCCUCCAAAGUUCAGAGUUCUUAUGGAGGAAUAUAUAAGUCUUUGCAAAGAUCUUGCAAAGAAAAUAAUGCGCGGAAUUGCUUUAGCAUUAGGUGGAUCACCAUAUGAAUUUGAAGGUGAUAGAGCCGGUGAUCCAUUUUGGGUUAUGCGUAUAAUCGGCUACCCUGGUUUAUCCAGUGUAAAUGACAUUGGAUGUGGAGCUCACACAGAUUAUGGUUUGUUGACAUUGUUGAACCAGGAUGAUGGUAUAAAUGCACUUCAGGUAAAAAACCUAUCUGGCGAAUGGAUAUCCGCACCUCCAGUUCCGGGGACAUUUGUGUGCAACAUUGGUGACAUGCUUAAGAUAUACUCCAACGGAUUGUAUGAGUCAACUUUGCAUCGUGUGAUAAACAACUCUUCAAAAUAUAGAGUCAGCGUAGUAUAUUUUUACGAGACAAACUUUGAUACUGUGGUAGAGCCGUUGGAUACAUAUAAAACAAGGACAAAAGGUGACAAGAAGUUUGAAAGAGCCGUCUACGGAGAGCAUCUAGUCAAGAAGGUCCUCACAAAUUUUGUGGAGGAGUGACUUUGUUUUUCUCUUUGUAGUGAAUAAUAAUAAGUUAAGCAUCUUGCUUACAUUCCAAAAUUACUAAGAAUAAUGUAAAGUCAAAUUAGUCAAGCUUUUGUUGUCUAUCAAAGUCUCCAUUAUUAAAAUCCAUGCUAGGCUGAAAACGGGAAAGGAUCCUUUCCCGUGUACUUUUCAUGGGAGGGAUUAAUGUUUGAAUCCUGACCCUUCAAUGCAUUUUUAAUUGGAUGGACAGUUUGUAACAAAAAUAAAUAUGUGGUCCAGAUUUCACUGAACUCAACUGGAUACUGGAGAGGAUCUCCUCCCGGCUGAAAACACUCAGUUUCAAGACUGGUGUGAACCUGGAUUUGGUGUAUGUUUAUUCACUGUUGUAUGACAUCAUCCAAUUUAUAUCAA